GACCUUCUGCCGCACGUCCCUGCCACCGCUGGGGUUUCUGUUUUAUUUUCCUGGAGGGGGAAGGGGGGGGGAAACCCAAACCAACAUGGUCUCCCCAUGUCCUCUGUUCCCCUCUUCCCUCUUCCCCCUUCUGUCAUCUCAGUAGGAAUCGGCUUUUUCUUGCCCUGCCCAGAGCUUUGUUCUCCUCAGACUCAGACAAGACUCCAGGAAGGAAGCCAGGAUGGAUUACAGCUCCCUCAGCGGAGUCCCCCGGUUCCUGACCAGGCCCAAGGCGUUCAUGGUGUCCGUGGGGAAGGAUGCCACCCUGAGCUGCCAGAUCAUCGGAAACCCCAUCCCAGUCGUCAGCUGGGAGAAGGAUAAACUGCCAGUCCAGUCUGGGGGGAGGUUUAAAACCACGGAGGAUGGGGAUCUCUAUCGGCUCACGAUCUAUGACCUGAGCCUGGAGGACAGUGGCCAGUACAUCUGCCGGGCCAAGAACACCAUCGGGGAGGCCUUUGCUGCCGUCAGCAUCAAGGUGGGGGAGGAGACCACGGUGACAGAGCAGGCCCCUUACUUCAUCCAGAGACCCUCCAACAUCAAGGUAACCCUGGGAGAAGAUGCCAUGUUCAAGUGCAAGGUCCAGGGUAGCCCUCCCCUCUCGGUGAACUGGGAGAAGGAUGGGAGGCACCUGCGGAACCAGGCGGACGCCGGGCGCUUCCAGAUCGAGUCCGCUGGGGAGUCCAACGCUCUGACCAUCCAGUGUGCCCGGCUGGGGGACAGUGGCACCUACACCUGCCGGGCAGAGAACCUCAUCGGCUCCGCCAGCGCCUCGGCCGCGCUGGUGGUGGAGACACACGGCUCCUCCAACCCGGGCAGCAGUGCCAACUUCGACUCCAGCUGCGGGAAGACGGCGUCCUUGCUGUCCCACCUGCAGAAGAGGCGGGAGGAGAUCAGGAAGAUGGACGUCUCCCACGGCACUCUGGACUUGACCUCUGCCCAGUCUUACUCCGAAGGGUUGUCUGGCAUCGCCUACGGGCUCUCCCGGGAUUACGAGCGGGCGGCGGGGCUCUCCAAGGGGGCUCGGAACGCCACCUUUGGGGCGCUGACGCGCACGUGCAGCGUCACGGAGGGCAAGCACGCCAAGCUGAGCUGCUACGUGACGGGGGAGCCCAAGCCGGUGAUCGUGUGGAAGAAGGACAACGAGGUCAUUUCGGAGGGGCGGCGGCACGUCAUCUACGAGGAUGACCAGGAGAACUUCGUGCUGAAGAUCCUCUUCUGCAAGCAGGUGGACAACGGGCUGUACACCUGCACGGCCUCCAACCUGGCGGGCCAGACCUACAGCUCCGUGCUCGUCACCGUCAAAGAACCCGCCAUACCCUUCAAGGAAAAACUGAAGGACCUCGAGGUGAGGGAGAAGGAAUCUGCCACCUUCCAGUGCGAGGUGCCCGUUCCUGGGACAGAGACCUCCUGGUUCAAGGAGGAGACCAAGCUGAGGCAGAGCAAGAAGUACAACAUCGAGGAGGAGGGCACGUACCGCCGGCUCACCGUGCAGAACGUCACCGCCGACGAUGACGCCGUUUACAUCUGUGAGAUGAAAGAAGGGAGCAGGACCAUUGCAGAGCUGUCUGUCCAAGGGAACAUAAUUAAAAAGCUUCCACGGAAGACUGCAGUGUUCAUCCAUGACACAGCCACCUUCUGCGUGGAGCUGGACAACGACUGCCAGAACGUCCGGUGGCUCAAGAACAAGGAAGAGGUGAAGCCCAGCGACCGCAUCUCCAUCACACGCUCUGGCAAACAGCACACCAUGACCAUCCGAGAGUGCAAGGUGGAAGAUGCUGGGGAGAUUGCCUUCCUGGCUGAUGAAAGCAGGACUUCCACCCAGUUCACUGUGACCACGCCCAAAAAACCUCCCACCCAACCCCCAGCCGACCCUGUGGUGAAAAAUAAAACAGAAACCUCAGUGACUCUGGCAUGGUCCCCUCCCAAGAUGGACCGGCCCAUUCCAGUCGACGGAUACAUCGUGGAACGCAAGAAACUCACUGGCUUCACCUGGGUGAGGUGCCACGAGUCCCACGUCCCUGCCCCAGAGCUCACCGUGAGCAACCUGGCAGAAGAGGCUGAUUAUCAGUUCAGAGUGUCUGCAGUCAACACCUAUGGACAGAGCCCCUACCUGGAAUUCCCCGGGAGCGUCCACCUUGAACCAGUGUUGGCUGUGAAAAGCCCCCUGACAACAGCUGAGGCUGUACCUGGAGGGGAUGCCCUGUUUACUGUCGACCUCACCAAGACAUGUUCCGGCACCUGGUACCUCAAUGGUAAAGUCUUACAGGAAAGUGAGACCUGCAUCAUCAAGAGAACCCAAACCACUCACACCCUCAUCAUAAAGAACGUCACCAAGAAGGAUGAUGGAGCAGAAGUGAAAUUUGUUGCCAGUGAUGUUGAGACCAGCACCAAGAUGAGAGUGAAAGGUGCUGCAGUGAGAUUUACCAACAAGAGCAAAGAGGUAGAAAAGGUCUCUGCUCGGCUGAGGGAGGAAGCCAAACUCCAGGCUGAGCUUUCAGACGCAGAGGCCACAGUGAAAUGGUUGAAAGAUGGGAAGGAGCUCAAGGCCAGUGAAAAAUAUGAGCUUCAAACCGUGGGGAAGAGGCACAUCCUGAAAAUCCGCAGCACUUGUGAAGAGGAUGCCGGAGUUUAUGAGUGCACCUGUGAAGGGGAUAAAAUGCCCUUUCAGCUUUCAGUGAAAGCACUUGCAAACUUCGUAAACAAAGAGAAAAGUGGAGGACUUGUCAAGGCCAUCACUGGAAAACAGGCUGAAUUUGUUUCUGAGACCUCCGAGGCCAAUGUCAUGGUGAAGUGGUACAAAGAUGGGAAAGAAAUCACAGCCAGCAAGAAAUUCACCCUGGAGGAUAAGGGAAAGCUGCACAAGCUCGUGGCUUCGGCUGUGACAAAGGAAGAUGAAGGAACUUACACGUGCAAAAUUGGAGAUGACAGCCUUGUUUUUGAUUUAAAAGUCUCAGACGAAGCUGUUACUUUUGUCAACAAGCCCAAGACGGCUCCAGAAGUAUCAGUCAGUCCUUCUGAAACCCUGGAGCUGGUGUGUGAGGUGUCAGCUGCCAGUGGAGCUGUGGUGUGGAAGAGGGAUCACACCGAGGUGAAGCAGGACCAGAGGACAACAGUGGUGUCCCAGGGGACACAACGAAAGCUCAUCGUCAAGAAGGUGACACAGCAAGACCAAGGGAGCUACACCUGCGAGGUGAAGGAUGACAGAAUAACAUUCCAAGUCAAAGUCAGAGAGCCAGAAGUUGUGUUUACAAACAAGGACAAAGUGAAGAAAGAGGUGAAAGCUGCACUCUCAGAAGAUGCCACUCUGAGCUGCGAGGUGGCCCAGGACAAGACUGAGGUGAAGUGGUACAAGGAUGGGAAGCUGAUCACCUCCAGCAAGAAGUUCAAGGUGGAGUCUGAGGGCAAAUCUCGUCGUCUGGUGGUGGGUCAGGUGGAGAAGAAGGAUGCUGGGGAGUACAGCUGCGAGGCUGCUGGCCAGAAACUCACCUUCAGGAUCCAUGUCACAGAGGCGGAAGAUGCCUUUAUCCACAAGGAGAAGGUGCAGAAAGAGGUGAAAGCUGUGCUAUCAGAAGAUGCCACUCUGAGCUGCGAGGUGGCCCAGGACAAGACUGAGGUGAAGUGGUACAAGGAUGGGAAGCUGAUCACCUCCAGCAAGAAGUUCAAGGUGGAGUCUGAGGGCAAAUCUCGCCGUCUGGUGGUGGGUCAGGUGGAGCAGAAGGAUGCUGGGGAGUACAGCUGUGAGGCUGCUGGCCAGAAACUCACCUUCAGGAUCCAUGUUGCAGAUGACGCGUUUGAACACAGAGACAAAGUGCAGAGGGAGGUGAAGGCAGCACUGAAGGAGGACACCACUCUGAGCUGUGAGGUGGCCCAGGACAAGACUGAGGUGAAGUGGUACAAGGAUGGGAAGCUGAUCACCUCCAGCAAGAAGUUCAAGGUGGAGUCUGAGGGCAAAUCUCGUCGUCUGGUGGUGGGUCAGGUGGAGAGGAAGGAUGCUGGGGAGUACAGCUGUGAGGCUGCUGGCCAGAAACUCACCUUCAGGAUCCAUGUCACAGAGGCGGAAGAUGCCUUUAUCCACAAGGAGAAGGUGCAGAAAGAGGUGAAAGCUGUGCUAUCAGAAGAUGCCACUCUGAGCUGCGAGGUGGCCCAGGACAAGACUGAGGUGAAGUGGUACAAGGAUGGGAAGCUGAUCACCUCCAGCAAGAAGUUCAAGGUGGAGUCUGAGGGCAAAUCUUGUCGUCUGGUGGUGGGUCAGGUGGAGAAGAAGGAUGCUGGGGAGUACAGCUGUGAAGCUGCUGGCCAGAAACUCACCUUCAAGAUUGAUGUCACAGAGCCAGAAGUUGUGUUUACAAACAAGCAGAAGGUGCAGAAAGAGGUGAAAGCUGCACUCUCAGAAGAUGCCACUCUGAGCUGCGAGGUGGCCCAGGACAAGACUGAGGUGAAGUGGUACAAGGAUGGGAAGCUGAUCACCUCCAGCAAGAAGUUCAAGGUGGAGUCCGAGGGCAAAUCUCGCUGUCUGGUGGUGGGUCAGGUGGAGCAGAAGGAUGCUGGGGAAUACAGCUGCGAGGCUGCUGGCCAGAAACUCACCUUCAGGAUCCAUGUCACAGAGCCCAAACCUGCAUUUAUAAACCAGGAAAAGGUCCAGAAGGAGGUGAAGGCUGUGCUGACAGAAAGUGCCUCCCUCGUGUGCGAGGUAGCACAGGAUGCAACCGAAGUGAAAUGGUUCAAGGACGGAAAACUUCUGGUUUCCUCCAGAAAAUUCAAAAUAGAGACCGUGGGGAAAACCCGACGCCUGGUUAUAGAGCAGCUGGAGAAGAAGGAUGCUGGGGAAUACAUCUGUGAGGCUGCAGGCCAGAAGAUGACAUUCAAACUGGAACCAACUGAACCAGAGGCUAAAUUUGAAAAGAAAGUUGUCCAGAAAGAGCCUCUCGUUGUUCAAGAACAUGAAAGUAUCACACUGACAACCUCAGUGACGCCUGAAACUGCUGCAGUGAAGUGGCUCAAGGACGGCACAGAAAUCAAGGCGAGCAAGAAAUGUGUGAUCAAGAGUGAGGGGGCAUCCAGGACCCUGGUGGUGAACCUGGCUGAGAGCACAGACACUGCUGUCUACACCUGCCAGACCAGGAAUGACAAGCAGGAGUUCAAAGUGCAGGUGAAAGAAAUCCCAGUGAAGUUCGCCAAGAAGCUGGAAGCUGUCAAGGCUGAGAUUGGGGGCAGUGUCUCCCUGAGCUGUGAGCUGAGCCACCCCAGGGGGAAGGUGACCUGGUGCAGGAACGGAGUCGAGAUCAAGCCCAGCAAACGUUUCCAGGUUCACGAGGAGGGGGUCAAACGGACCCUGACGAUAACGGGGAUCCGGGCUGAGGAUGAGGGGGAGUAUUCCUGUGAAUCCAGAGAUGACAAGAGCAGCAUUACCAUCACCCCCAAAGCUCCCAGAGUGGUGAAAUUUGUCACCAGCCUCAACAGUGUGGUGUCUGAGGAAGGAAAAGAGGCCGUGUUCAAGUGCACCGUCUCUCCCAGCGACGCCGUGGUCACUUGGCUCAGGAACGGCGUCAAGAUUGAAGCCAGCAAGAAGUAUGUGAUCUCCCAGAAGGACACCAACCACAGCCUCACCAUCACUGACCUGACACUGGAAGAUGCAGCUGAAAUCUGCGCCAGUGCUGAGGGUGUGGAGAGCACAGCCAACCUCAGAGUCCGAGAGGCCUCGAUCUCGUUCAAGAAGAAACUGGAGCCCAGAACAGUUGAAGAGAGGGAGACAGUGACCUUGGAGGUGGAGCUGACCAAGCCUGCAGAGGUGAAGUGGAUGAGGAACAGCAUCGUGCUGAAGCCCAGUGACAAGAUAGAGAUCAAAGCUGAGGGAACAAAGCACACCUUGGUGGUGAAGGACAUCUCCUUUGCAGACAGGGGCUUCUACUGCUGUGAGAGCCCUGAUGACAAGACCCAAGCCAAGAUCAACGUGGAAAUGAGGCAGAUCAAACUGGUGAAAGGCCUUCAGCCCCUGGAAGUUGCUGAGAAAGGGACUGUCACCUUCGAGGUGGAGGUGUCACACGAGGAUGUGGAAGGGACCUGGCAGAGGGACGGAGUUCGGCUCAAACCCGCACCCAACGUCAGCUUUGGCAUCCUGGGCAAGAAACACUCACUGACUCUUUCCUCGGUGGCCCUUGAGGAUGCAGGGGUCAUCUCCUUCAAGGCAGAAGGCAUCAAUUCAUCAGGGAGACUCACUGUGACAGAAUUGCCUGUGAGAAUCAGCAAACCUCUGGUGGAUGUCAGUGUGACUCAGAAACUCAAGGCCACAUUUGAGUGUGAGCUGUCCAGGCCCAAUGUGAAUGUGAAGUGGUUCAAGGAUGGGAAAGAGAUCCGUCAAAGUCAAAACGUGGGGUUUGUUUCCCAGGGAAAUAAGAGAAGCCUCAUUAUUCACAAGUGUGAAUAUGAAGACCAGGGAACCUACAGCUGUCAAGCAGCUGAAGACAAGACAUCAGCUACUCUAAAGGUUCAUGCCCGAGAUAUCAAGAUUGUAAAGCCACUGGAAGAUGUGGAAGUGAAUGAAUACGAGAGUGCAUCCUUUGUCUGUGAGAUUUCACAUGAUGAGGUCGAAACCCAGUGGUACAAAAAUGACAACAAGCUGAAGACUUCAGACAAUAUCAAAAUGCGACAGGAUGGGAAGACCUACUCUCUGACCUACGCCCGUGUCCACGUGGAGGAUGCGGCAGAGAUCAAAUUUGUGGCAGAAAAGGCAGAAUCUCGUGCUCAGCUGACCGUAAAAGAGUUGCCUGUAAAAAUAGUGAAGCCUUUGAGAGAUAAGAUCGCCCUCGAGAAGCACCGGGGGUUCCUGGAGUGCCAAGUGUCUCGUGCCAACGCCAAGGUCAGGUGGUUCAAAAGGGACGUGGAAAUUCGCCCCAGCGACAAAUACGAGAUCGUGAGCGAAGGCGUCUACAGGAAACUCAUCAUCAACGACGCCGACUACGAGGAUGAGGACACCUACACCUGUGAUGCCUUUGACGACAAAAGCAGUGCUAAUUUCUUUGUUGAAGAGCAAGCCAUUAAUAUCGUGAAGGAGUUGUGUGAUGAGGAUGUGACUGAGCCUGAGGAAGCCAAUUUUGAAUGUGAGACAUCCAUUCCAUCUGUGAAACCCGCCAAGUGGUUUCUACGUGGAGAAGCUUUACAGCCUGGCAGAAACUUCAUCAUGCAGCAGGAAGGCACCAUCCACAGGCUGACAAUAGUGAAAACAAGUGCUGAUAUGACAGGAACCAUCCAGUUCUCCAUUGGCAAAUCAAAAUCUACAGCAAACCUGCUUGUCAGAGAUUACCACAUACAGAUCACCAGGAAGCUGGAGGACAAGACCGUCCUGGAGAAACACUCGGCCGUCCUGUCCUGUGACUUCAGGCCCUCUCCAAAGAUUGUGAAGUGGUUCAAGGACCACGUGCUCAUCGAGCCCUCUGAGAAGUACAAGAUCAAGCGGGAGCAAUACUCAGCAGAGCUCAAGAUCUUGAAGGUGAAGCCUGAAGAUGCCGGAAUGUACAAGUGCCGGGCUGGGAAUGCAGAGACCAGAGCCACACUCACUGUCGAAGCCCGGAACGUGGAAGUCCUCAAACACCUGCAGGACGUGGAAAUUGAGGAAGACAGCUCUGCCGUGUUCUCCUGCGAGCUGUCCCACGACGACGAGGACGUGGAGUGGUUCCUCAACGGCACCCUCCUCUACACCAACAACUUCAACGACAUCAAGAACGUCGGCAAGGUCUACACGCUCACCAUGAAGCAGGUGAAGCCUGAGGACGCUGGCACGGUGACAAUGAAGUCAGACAAGGUGUCAGAGAGCGUGAGGCUGAAGGUCAUAGAGAAACCUGCUGUCUUCAUGAAAGCCUUGGAUGACGUUUUUGGUGAGGAGCGAGGUGUGAUUAAACUGGAAUGUGAAGUCUCCAAAGAGAAGGUCAAACCCGUUUGGAAAAAGGAUGGUGUGAAGAUCCCUUCUAGUGACAAGUACGAGGAGAUACAGUCUGGGAAGACCCUGUGCCUCCUUAUCCACGACCUUGAAAAGACAGAUGCCGGUUUAUACACCUGUGACAUUGGCACUGAUAUUGCCAAGUCAAAGGUCAGCGUUCAGGAACUGAACAUCGGCAUCACCAAACGGCUGAAGAACACCGAAAUCCAGCUGGGAGAGGACUGCACCUUUGAGUGCAUUUUGUCCCACGAGAGCAUCGAUGACUUCAGCUGGACGCUGAACGGGAGAAAAGUGGAGAGUGGGGGGAGGUUUAAAGCCUCCAACGCGGGUCGGAAAUACACCCUCAGCAUCCAAAGGGUGACUCCCGACGAUGCCGGGGAGGUCGUGUUCACUGCCCGAGGUCUGACCUCCAAGGCUUCUCUGGCUGUGAAAGAGAAACCAACUGAGGUUAUAAAACAGCUGGAGGAUAAGACAUCACAAGCAGGGCAGGACAUCAACCUGAGCUGUGAACUGUCCAAACCUGAUGUGAGCAUCAGGUGGUACAAGGAUGGCAAAGCAAUCCGAAAAAGCCAGAAAUACGACCUGCAGCAAGAGGGAACACGGGCCAUCCUGAUCAUCCAUGAUUCCACGGUCAAGGACAGUGGGGAAUACACCUGUGAGACAGAGAGCUCCAAAACAACAGCCAGGAUCACAGUGCAAGAAAAACCUAAUUAUUUUGUCAAGGAGCUUUCAGACCUGAAAGUCGAUGAGAGUGGAACCGCAGUUUUCACGUGCCAGAGCGAGAGAGCUGCAUCCUCUGUGGUCUGGAGGAAAGGCAUCGCUGAGCUCAGGGCCGGCAGGAAAUACGAGAUCACACAGAAAGGACAAGACCUCCAGCUGACCAUAAAGAACCUGGAGAAAAGCGACAGUGACACUUACAGCUGUGACAUUGGUGAUGCCCAGUCCAGAGCCAAGCUGGUCGUGCAAGGCCAGAAAGUGCUAAUAACAGAAGACCUGGAAGAUGUCACUGUGUUAGAAGGAGAAUCUGCCACGUUCAAGUGCAGAAUCUCUCCCGUAGACUGUAGCAGAGUGCAGUGGUUUUUGGAUAAAACCCCACUCCAUACCAAUGAACUUAAUGAGAUCCAGUCCCAGCCUGGGGGAUAUCACCUGCUAACGCUGAGAAAGCUCUCACUGAAGGACUCGGGGGUCAUUACAUUUGAAGCUGGUGAUAAGAAAACAUCUGCCAGUUUGGUUGUGAAAGAAAAGCCACUCCUUUUCAAGCAGGAGCUCCAAAACGAAGAGGCUAAAGAAGGAAAACAGGUCAAGCUGACCUGUGAGCUCAGCAAACCUGGUGCCCCAGUGAAAUGGAUGAAGGGAGACACUGUCCUCCAUGCCAGUGAGAAGUAUGAAUUUAAGCAGCACGGAACUGUGGCAGAGCUCAUUAUCCGAGACCUCAAAUCCAUGGAUGCUGGGGAAUACACCUGCAGCUCUGGGGAGCUCAAAACCACUGCCCGGGUGAAAGUGAACGCUGUGCCUGUCCUUUUUAAACAAGCCCUGGAGAACACGGAUAUGGAAGAGGGGAAAUCCGUCUCCUUGCGCUGCGAACUCACAAAAGCCGAUGCCACCGUGGUGUGGAAGAAGGGAGGAGCCACGCUCCAGGCAAGUGCCAAAUAUGAAAUGAAGCAGAAGGGGACAGUGGCAGAGCUGGUGAUUCAUAAUGCAGAGCCAGAAGAUGCGGGAAGAUACACCUGUGACACUGGAGACCAGCAGAGCACAGCCCAAGUCAAAAUCCAUGCUGCCUCUGUGCUCUUCAAGGAAGAGCUGAAGCCCGUGGAAGCUGUGGAAGGUGGGACAGCCACCCUGCAGUGCCAACUGAGCAGAGAGGCCCCCGUGGAGUGGAGGAAAGGGCAAACUCUUCUCCGGCCGAGUAACAAGUACAAGAUGAGGCAGGAGGGCACAGUGGCUGAGCUGCUCAUCCAUGAUCUGGACCCAAAGGAUGCUGGAGACUAUUCGUGUCUAGUGGGGAACCAAAAAACCACGACAGCCUUGUCAGUGAAUGCCUUGCCAGUGCGUUUCAAGAAGGAGCUGAGGAACGAGGAGGCCACGGAGAGCGGGACGGCGACACUGCAGUGUGAACUGAGCCGGCCCGGGGGCUCAGUCCAGUGGAGCAGGGAUGGGAAGGUGCUGGAGCCAAAUGGAAAGUACAAAAUGAGACGGGAAGGGCGCUUUGUUGAGCUGGUUAUCCAAGACCUGGACUUGGCGGAUGCCGGGAGCUACACCUGCACAUGUGGAGACCAGAAGACAACGGCUGCUCUGAGAGUGAAUGCCUUGCCUGUCCUCUUCCAAGAAGAACUGAUGAACAAGGAAGCUACAGAGGGGGAAGCAGUGACUUUGCACUGUAAACUGAGCAAAUCGGCCCCAGUUGAGUGGAAAAAGGGGAAUGUGGUCCUCAAGCCAAGUGAAAAAUACAAAAUAGAGCAGGAAGGUCCCUUUGCAGAGCUGAGGAUCCAGGAUUUGGGAUUGGCAGAUGCUGGUGAUUAUCACUGUGUGUGUGGAGACCAACAGACCACGGCUACUUUGACAGUAAAUGUCCUGCCUGCUCUUUUCACCAAAGAACUGACAGACCAAGAAGCCACUGAAGGUAAAAGUGUCUCCCUGCACUGUGAGCUGAACAAGGCAGCUGCCAAGGUGGAGUGGAAGAAGGGAUUCAAGACCCUCAAGCCAAGUGACAAAUACAAAAUGAAACGGGAAGGUGUCUCUGCUGAGCUCACAAUCCAGAACCUGGACACGACGGACGCUGGGAAUUACUCCUGUGUGUGUGGGGACCAGCAGACCAUGGCAGUUUUGACAGUUCAUGCUCUGCCUGCAUUUUUCAAAGAAGGGUUGAAGAACAGGGAGGCCACAGACGGUGGAACAGCCACCCUGCACUGCGAGCUCAGCAAGGUCGGGGUCCCCGUGGAGUGGAAAAAAGGGGACAAGACACUCAAACCCAGUGAAAAGUUCAGGAUGAGACAAGAAGACACGGCUGCAGAGCUGCUGAUCCGAGAUCUGGAGGUGCAAGACACAGGAGAAUAUACCUGUGUGUGUGGAGAGCAGAAGACCUCGGCUGUCUUGACAGUCCACGCUUUGCCUGCACUGUUCAAAAAGGAUCUUGUCCCUGUGGAAGCCACGGAAAGCAGGGCGGCUGUUCUGCAGUGUGAGCUGACCAAACCCGCCCCAGUGGAGUGGAGGAAGGGGCAGGAGGUGCUCCAGCCUAGUGAGAAGUACAAAAUGAGGCUGAAGGACACCGUUGCUGAGCUGACAAUCCAUGGUCUGGAGGAACAGGAUGCAGGAGAUUACACGUGUGUGUGUGGAGACAAGGCAACCACAGCUUCCCUGACAGUGCAUGCCCUCCCUCCACGUUUCAAAGAGGAGCUGAGGAACGUGGAAGGCACGGAAAAAGGCACGGCCACUUUCUGCUGCGAACUGAACAAACCCGGAGCCGCCGUGGGGUGGAGGAAAGGAGACACAGCCCUGGGGACAGGUGACAAGUUCACCAUGAGAUGCCAGGGCACGAUUGCUGAGCUGGUGAUCCAUGAUUUGGAUCUGGCAGAUGCUGGGGAUUACACAUGCUGCUGUGGAGAUCAGAGAACCACGGCCGCGCUGAGAGUGAACGCCUUGCCUGUGCACUUCAAGAAGGAGAUGACAAACGAGGAAGCCACAGAAGGUGGAACAGCCACCCUCCAGUGUGAACUGUCCAGACCUGCCCCUGUGGAGUGGAAAAAGAAGCACAAGGUGCUCAAACCGAGUGAAAAAUACACUGUGAGGCAGGAGGGCACCACAGCACAGCUGCUGAUCCACGCUCUGGAGGUCAAGGAUGCUGGGGAAUACACCUGUGUGUGUGGAGAGGAGAAGACAACUGCAGCACUGACAGUGCAUGCCCUCCCUGCCCUCUUCAAAGAGGAACUGAGAGACGAGGAAGCCGAGGAGGGCGAAGCUGUGACUCUGCGCUGUGAGCUGACCAAACCCGCCCUGGUGGAGUGGAGAAAGGGCCACGUGGUGCUCAGACCUAGUGAGAAGUACAAAAUGAGGCAGAAGGAUGUAACUGCAGAGCUGGUGAUCCAGGGCCUGGCUGAGAGUGAUGCUGGUGAUUACACCUGUGUGUGUGGGGACAAGGAGUCCACGGCUGCCUUGGCAGUGCACGUGCUGCCUGUGGGGAUCAGGGAGAGCCUGAAGGACCAGGAGGUGACAGAGGGUCAAGAGGUCACUCUGUGCUGUGAGCUGACCAAGGCUGCCCCAGUGGAGUGGAGAAAGGGCAGCUCUCUGCUGAGAGCCAGUGACAAGUACAAGAUGAGGCAGGAGGGCGCAGUCAUGAAGCUGCUUAUCCAUGAUGUGGAGCUGAAAGAUGCUGGAGAAUACACGUGUGUGUGUGGAGAGCAGGAGACAACAGCUGCCUUGAUAGUGCAUGCCCUGCCAGCACUUUUCAAAGAAGGCCUGAAGGACCUGCAAGCCCUGGAAAGCCAAACGGCCACUCUGCGCUGUGAGCUGACCAAGGCUGCAGCUGUGGCGUGGAAGAAAGGGAACAAAAUGCUCAGGGCAAGUGAAAAACACAUCAUGAGGCAGGAGAGUGGCCUUGCUGAGCUGGAAAUCCGUGACCUGGAGCUGCAGGAUGCAGGAGAUUACACCUGUGUGUGUGGAGACCAGCACACCACGGCGUCUCUGGUAGUGAAUGCCCUGCCAGUGCUUUUCAAGGAAGAACUGAAGAGUGAAGAAGCCCAGGAAGGAGCAUCAGUCACUCUGAGUUGUGAAUUAACCAAAGAAGCUCCAGUGAAGUGGAAAAUUGGGCCCAAAGUGCUCAAAGCAAGUGACAAAUAUCAAAUGAGACAGUCUGACACCACUGCAGAGCUGGUCAUUCGUGACCUAGAAGUAAAAGAUGCUGGAGAUUACACCUGUGUGUGUGGUGACCAGAAGACAACAGCAACCUUGGCAGUUCAUGCUCUGCCCCCACUCUUUAAGGAAGAGCUCCAGGACAAGGAAGCAGGAGAAGGUGGAGAAGUCGCCCUGCACUGUGAGCUCACCAAGGCUGCUCCAGUGCAGUGGUGGAAGGACCAGAGGAUGCUCAAAGCGAGCGAGAAAUACAAAAUGAGGCAGGAAGGGACCAAGGCAGAGCUGGUGAUCCAUGAAAUAGCUGAGGAGGAUGCAGGAGGCUACACCUGUGUGUGUGGGGAGCACCGGAGCACAGCUGUCCUGACAGUCCAGGCUGUUCCUCCAUUUUUCCAAGAAGAAAUGACCAGCAAGGAAGCAGUAGAAGGUGGAAUGGCCACUUUUCAGUGUGAGCUCAGCAAGGCAUCGGCCCCUGUGCAGUGGAAGAAGGGCCACCACGUCCUCACCUCGGGCAAGAAGCACAGCAUGAGGCAGGAAGGCCGUGUUGUGGAGCUGGUGGUUCAUGACUUGGACCUGGAUGACAGUGGAGAUUAUACCUGUGUGUGUGGAGACAAGAGCACCACAGCUGCCUUAACAGUGCAUGCACUGCCUCCAGAAUUCAAGAGAGGCCUGAAGGACCUUGAGGCCGUGGAAGAUGGCACAGCUGCUCUGCACUGUGAGCUGACUAAACCUGCUGUGGUGGAGUGGAAGAAAGGGCAGGAGGUGCUCAAGGCAAGCAGCAAGUAUAAAAUGAGUCAAGAAGGUGCUGUUGCAAAGCUGAUUAUCCGUGAGCUGGAUGUGGAGGAUGCUGGAGAUUACACCUGUGUGUGUGGAGAUCAGCAGACAACUGCCACUCUGACAGUCAAUGCCCUACCAGCACUUUUUAAACAACAGCUCCAGGAUGCCAAGGCAGAGGAAGGUGGUACAGCCACACUGAGGUGUGAGCUGACCAAACCCAAGGCUCCAGUGGAGUGGAGGAAAGGGGAUGUCACCCUCUACCCUGGUUUGAAAUACGAGAUGAAGCAGCAGGGCUGCACUGCUGAACUGGCCAUUUCUGACCUAGAACUGGAUGAUUCAGGAAUAUACACCUGUGACUCUGGACACCAGCAGACAACAGCUGUGGUGACUGUACAUGCACUGCCUGUCACGUUUAAGCAACCCCUGCAGAAUCAGGAAUCCGAGGAGGGAAGCACAGCCACGUUCUGCUGUGAGCUGUCGAAACCCAAAGCUGCUGUGGAGUGGAGGAAAGGAGGAGUGGAGCUGCAGCCCAGCCAGAAAUAUGAAAUGAGGCAGAGGGAAUGCCUGGUAGAGCUCUUGAUACAUAACCUCAAAUUAGAAGAUACAGGAGAGUACAGCUGUGACACUGGGGAUGAGGAAACCAAGGCAGCUUUAAACGUGAAAGCUCUGCCAGUUCUUUUCAAAAAGCAGCUCAAAGAUGAGGAGGCAGAAGAAGGAGCUGCAGUGAAAUUCCAGUGUGAGCUGACGAAGGAUAACGCAGCAGUGGAGUGGAGGAAAGGCACCGUGGAGCUCUUCCCCUGUGCCAAAUAUGACAUUAAAUUAAGUGGUCGCACGGCUGAACUUGUGAUUCACAGUGUGGAGCCAGAGGAUGCUUCUGAUUACACGUGUGACACCGGAGACCAGCAGAGCACUGCAGUCCUCAGAGUGCAUGCCACCAAACCCCGGCUGAGGCAACAGCUGAAGAACGAAGAGGUGGAAGUGGGGGGGACAGCCAGGCUGCGCUGCGAGAUCUCCAUCAGCAAGGCAGAGGUGGAGUGGAGGAAGGACGGAGCUGUCCUGCACUCCAGCUCCAAGUACGAGAUGUGGCAGGACGGGACCCUCCGGGAGCUCCGUGUUCACCGCCUGGAGCCUGGAGAUGCCGGGGAAUAUUCCUGCAAGGCUGGGGAUGAGACGACCUCUGCCAAACUGACAGUGAAAGAGCCCGACGUGACCAUCGUGAGCGGCCUGAAGGACAUGGAGGUGUUCGAGGGGGACGACGUCACGUUCCGGUGCCAGGUUUCCCACGAGAACGCCAGGGAUGUGGAAUGGAAGCUGCAGGAUGUCGCCCUGCAAAGCAACGAGAUGAACGAGAUCUCGGUGGAAAAAGGGAAGGUUCACACCCUGACCCUGAGGAAGGUGACUGAGCAGGACAUUGGCACCGUCACCUUCCGGGUGGGAUGUCACACGACCACGGCAGAGCUCAUGGUGAAAGUGCCACCUCCAGUAUUUAAGGAGAAACUGCAGAGCCUGGAACUGCAGGAGGAAGACACAGCCGUGCUCAGCUGCCAGGUCUCCCAGCCCAACGCUCAGGUGAAGUGGAAGAAGGGCACUCAGGUGAUCUCCUCGAGCUCCAAGUAUGAAAUCAGGCAGGAAGGAACAGUCCACACCUUAAAGAUUUUUCACUUAAACCCAGAAGACUCUGGCAAAUACACCUGUGAUAAUGGAAACGAACAAACGACGGCCACUGUGACUGUUAAAGCUUUGCCUGUAACCUUCACACAACCACUGCAGAACCAACAGGCUGAAGAAGGUGGCACCAUCACUUUGAGCUGUGAGGUGUCGAGACCAAACACCACAGUGCAGUGGAAGAAGGGUGGGACUGUGCUGAGGCCAAGUGACAAAUUCAAGAUGCGUCAGGCCGGGCCCGUGGCUGAGCUGACCAUCCACAACCUGAGCAGAGCUGAUGCCGGGGAAUACACCUGUGACACAGGGGACCAGCAAACCACAGCUGUGGUGCACCUGAAAGAACCAGCAGUGACCAUAGUGGAGAUGCUGAAGGACGUCACCUCGUACGAAGGGGAGGACGCGGUGUUCGAGUGCAGGCUGUCCCGGGAAACAACUCAGGAUGCCAAGUGGUUCCUGGGGGAUGUGCCCCUGCAGUCCAACGAGAUGAAUGAGAUCAGAGUCCAGGGGACACGUCACAGUCUGAUCCUGAGGAAGGUGACCCUGGAAGACUGCGGGUCCAUCAGCUUCAAAGUCGGGGAGCACACGUCGGCAGCACAGCUGAAGGUCCAAGCUGCUCCGGUCAUCUUUGUGAAGGCGCUCCAGAACCUGGAGCUGCAGGAGGGUGGCACAGCUCACCUGUCCUGCGAGGUGUCCAAGCCUGACGUCCCCGUGGAGUGGAAGAAAGGCACGUCUGUGAUCCACUCCAGCCAGAAGUGCAGCAUCAAGCAGGAGGGGAAGGUGCACACGCUGGUGAUCCGCGAUCUGAACCGUGCAGACGCGGGCGAGUACAGCUGCCAGACGGCUGACGGGAGGACCGUGGCCAAGCUGGAGGUUAAAGGCCUCCCUGUGCUGUUCAAGCACUGGCUGAAGAACGAGGAGGUGGAGGAAGGUCGCACGGCCCUGUUGUUCUGUGAGCUGACAAAGCCCAACGCACACGUGGAGUGGAGGAAAGGGGACACUGUUCUGCAGACAGGUGACAAGUACGAGAUCCGGCAGGAGGGGACGCGUGUGGAGCUCCUCAUCUACGAUGCUGAGGCUCAGGAUGCUGGGGAGUACACGUGUGACUCGGGGGAUCAGCAGACCACGGCAUCGCUGCAAGUCAAAGUACUGCCAGUGCUGUUUAACAAAGAGCUGAGAAACGUAGAGACUGAAGAAGGGGGAACGGCUGUUUUGCACUGUGAGAUCUCCAGGCCGGACGCCCCCGUUGAGUGGAGGAAAGGAGGGGUGGUCAUUGAGCCCAGUGACAAGUACGAGAUGAAGCUGAAGGGCAGCAUAGCUGAGCUGAUCAUCCAUGGUGUAGAGCCUGAUGACUGUGGGGAUUAUACCUGCAGCACUGGAUACGAGAUAACCACAGGUUCUGUGUACGUGCAAGAAGAAGCAGCAGUGGUAGUUUCUGGUUUAAGGAACACAGACGUCUUUGUGGGCGAGUCAGCCACGUUCACCUGCGAGCUCUCGCACCCGGGCGUGAGGAACGUGCAGUGGUGGCUCGAUGGGACCCCCCUCCACAACAACCUGGUGACUGAAAUCUCUGAGCAGGACGGGAGGAUCCACACUCUGACCCUAAAUGAUGUGGCCUGCCACGACUCAGGCACUGUCACCUUCAGAGCUGGGUCCCUUAUAUCUUCAGCUAAAUUAUUAGUCAAAGAUCCCACCAUUGAAGUGGUCAGUCCCAUGCAGGACAUAACUGUUGAUGAAGAUGGCCCAGCAGAGUUCAUAUGCCAAUAUUCUAGGCCAGUGCACGCCAUCUGGAAGAAAAAUGAUCAGGAAAUACAUGCAGAUGGGCAGCGAGUGAUUAUCGAUCAGGACUGGAAUGUGAGCAUGCUAAAAAUUAACCCUACGGUCCCAGAAGACACUGGCAUCUAUUCUUGUGAAGCUGGAGGCACUAAAGUGAUGGCUACACUUGAUGUUCAAGCCAAGAACAGCAUCGUCCAGGGCUUGGAGAACGUGGAAGCCGUGGAAGGAGGGGAAGCCCUGUUCGAGUGUUACCUCUCCAAGCCCGAGACCUACAAUUACAACUGGCUGAUUGACGACGAACCUGCCAAGACCACAGAGAACACCGAGAUGGUUUACUUUGAAAAUGGGCUCAGGCACAUCCUGCUGAUGAAGAACCUCACCCCCCAGGACAGCUGCAGGGUGACUUUCAUGUGCAGCGACGCGGUGACCUCGGCCUUCCUGACGGUGAAAGGAUGGCGCCUGCAGUUCUUGCAGCCUCUCAAGGAUGUGGAAGUCUCUGUGGGGGAGAAAGCCACAUUUAGCUGUGUUCUGAGUGAAGCUGUGCCCAUUAAUGAAGUGGCCUGGUAUAGCAAUGACAUAGAGAUCCAGUCGGGUGAGGACUGGGAGGUACAAGCAGAUGGAAACAAAUACAAACUUAUUCUGAAAAAAGCCCAGCUGCACCAUUCUGGAGAGGUGACCUUUGCUUCCAGGGAAGCAAUUUCAUCAGCCAAGCUUUCAGUGAUAGAGCCUCCAGUUACAGUCACCCAGCCUUUGGUGGGAGGAUCAGUCACAGAAGGGGGGGUGGCUCGCUUGGAGUGCACAUUAUCCAGCAAAACUGAGGAAAAAGUGACAUGGUUCAAAGGAAAGGAACAAAUAAAAGCUGGAGGGAGAUACGAGAUCCUCUCUGACGGGAAAAAGCAGAUGCUCAUUAUUCACGGGUUCAGACCUGAAGACCAGGACACCUACACCUGCAUGGCUUCUCCUGAAGUCAAAUCUGUUGCCAGCCUGAGCCUUGAAGUGCCCACGGCGACGAUGCUAAAGGAGAUUACCAGGGAAGCACCCCCUGCAAGCCAGCCAGGGGAGCUGGUGGACGGCCAGGUCCAGCCCAGCUUGCCCCCUGAGGCUGCUCAGGAGGGAGAUCUUCACCUCCUGUGGGAAGCCCUGGCCAAGAAGCGCCGGAUGAGCCGGGAGCCCACCUUGGAUUCCAUCAGCGAGGUGCCUGAAGAGGACCUCGAGAGGCUGCAGAAGUUGAGGAAGGAGGAAGCAGAGAUGUCCCACUACUACUCAGAGGAGUAUUCCACAUGUGAUGAGCUGGCCAGGACAGGAGAAGCCGAUUUCUCUUUCACAAGCUCAGAUGAUGAGUCCAGAGCUGGGACGCCCUCACUGGUGAACUACCUAAAAAAGAAAGCUGGGAAGACGAGUAUCAGUGUUACCAGCAAGGUUCAGUCCACCUCCACAGGCAAAUUAUGGAAGCAGUGGGAGAAAUCCAGUGCGGAGACUGCUGUGACCACCACAGCUGCCAAACCAGCUGAACCGGAGCUGCCAGACUUAGACGACCCUUCCAUGAACAAGGCUGCUGUGAAGAUCCAAGCUGCUUUCAAAGGCUACAAAGUCAGGAAGGAGAUCAAGCAGCAAGAGUGCCCGGUGUUUGCCGAGACCUUCAAAGACUUCUCUGGCGAGCCUGGAAGCACUCUGCACCUGGAGUGUGUGGCCCACAGCAAAUCUGACAUGAAGGUCCGGUGGCUGAAAGACGGGCAGGAGCUUUCGGACGGCCGCUACUACCACAUAGACAACUACAGCGACGGGACCUGCUCGCUGAUCAUCGCCGGCCUGGACAGGAAGGACGCGGGAAAAUACACCUGCGAGGCAUCCAACAAAUUUGGCAAGGUUUCCCACAGUGCCAAGGUGGUGGUUGGCGCUCAGGAGGCUCAGGUGCUUCAUAAAAAGCAGGCGAAGCAGAGCACGGACAGUGAGACCGAGAGCUCGUCCGGCAGCGAGCUGGACGACGCUUUCCGUAAGGCAGGGAGGAGACUCCACAGACUCUUCAGGGCCAAGAUCUCCACGGAGAUCUCUGAUGUGGAGGAGGAGCUCUUUGUCAGCGCGGACGAGGGGGACAUCGACGUGGUGGACCACCAGACGUACCGGGAGGACGACCAGUAUAUCUACAUCAAGUUCGAAGUCUUGUCCGAGGCCAAAACGGCCGCCACUCGGUUCAGGGAGAUGUUUGGGGCCCUGGGGAUCCCUGUGGAGAUCGAUAUUUUGGAGCAAGGCCCUAAAAAGGUUGAACUGCGUAUUGGGAAGGCCUCGCCACCCACCUUUGGGAAGUUUGCACCACCCACAGCGAGACCUCCACCGCCUUUGCUGACUUCUGACACAGCUCCCAUGUUCAUGACUGAGCUCCAGAACCAGGAGGUGCAGGAUGGGUACCCGGUGAGCUUUGACUGCAUCGUCAUCGGCAAACCACUGCCCACGGUCCGCUGGUUCAAGGAUGGGAAAGCUAUUGAGGAGAACGACCACUACAUGAUCAAUGAGGACCAGGAGGGGUGUCACCAGCUCAUCAUCACCGCCGUGGUCCCCACUGACAUGGGUGUUUACCGUUGCCUGGCUGAGAACAACAUGGGAGUGGCUUCAACCAAGGCUGAGCUUCGGGUGGACUUGACCAGCACUGACUAUGAGACAGCAGCAGAUGCAACAGAGACAUCCUCUUACUACAGUGCCAAAGAAUAUAUUUCAAGCCGAGAGCAGGAGGAAUCCACCACCGAGGAGGAGCAACUGCCCCAGAUCUUUGACGAGCUUCAUGACAUUCAUGUGGCACCUGGAGCAUCACUGGCUAAAUUUCACCUGAAGGUCAAAGGGUACCCACAGCCUCGUCUCUACUGGUUCAAGAAUGGGCAGCCCCUGAAGGCCUCUGAUCGCAUCCUGAAGACUGACAGGCAGGAAUUCCACUCCCUGGAAAUUCGGGAUGUCACCAAGGCAGACGCUGGGCAGUACCUGAUCUUUGUCAUCAACUCUGCUGGCUCUGCCUAUUCCUCGGCCAGGCUGGUGGUCAAAGAUCCCUAUGAGAAAGAGGAGCCAUCCAAAACAGAUUCCCAUGAGCAGCUGAUACCACCGAGGUUCCUUGAAAGAUUUACUAAUAAAAAGGUGAAAAAAGGUGCAAGCAUCACAUUAUCUGUAAAAGUGGAGGGACAUCCACCCCCAAGUAUUACUUGGAUGAAAGAGGAGUCCCGGAAAGACAUCCUGUGGAUCAAACCAGACACCCCUGGGUAUAAACUUGCCAGUUCCAACAUGCACCACAGCCUGAUCCUGCUGGAUGAGUGGGAACAAGUAUUCUCUGCCUUCUGUCCUCUAAUGACAAACCCUAAUCUUGCAGUGAAAGAAGCUGAAGUUCUGACCCAGGAGAGGGUGAUGGUGUCCGAAGCCAUCAUGACCACACUGGGAGCUAUUCAUCCCUCUGAAGCAAGAGAAGGAGACCUUGAAGGAAGGGAAGGUGUUCCCAAAAGCCCUAUUUCAUUAGCUGAUGUUGGCUCAGAAGAGUUCUUCCAGAAACUCACCUCACGGAUCUCGGAAAUGGUGUCUGCAAAAAUAACUCAGGCCAAGCUUCGAGUGCCAGGUGCAGAAAGUGAUGAUGAUUCAAAAACUCCCUCUGCAUCUCCUCGCCAUGGACGGUCCAGACCUUCAUCCAUAGCUCAGGAGUCCUCCUCUGAGUCUGAAGAUGGGGAUUCCAGAGGAGAGAUCUUUGAUGUCUACAUGGUCACUGCUGACUAUGUCCCUGCUGCACCUGACAGGGAAACCAUCACCCUGAAGGAAGGACAAUACGUGGAAGUCCUUGAUUCAGCUCAUCCUCUCAAGUGGCUGGUCAGGACUAAACCCACGAAAUCGAGUCCCUCUCGGCAGGGUUGGGUGUCUCCAGCUUAUCUGGACAAGAAAUUAAAGUUGUCACCAGAGUGGGGGACAACAGAAAUCCCUGAGUUUCCUGGAGAGUUUGUUUCUGAAGAUGAAUAUAAAAGGAAGCUGAGUGUUCUCAUCCAGGAACUGCUGAUCUCAGAGGAGGAUUACAUUCAAGACCUGCAGUUCCUCCUGACUCAUCACCUCAAGUACACAGAGACCUGUCCCAACGUCCCAGGAGCUGUAGCCAGUCAGAAAUCCACCAUCUUCAGGAAUAUUGAUGACAUUGGUCGCUUCCAUUCCAGUGUCUUCCUCCGGAGCCUGCAGGGCUGUGACACUGAUGAUGACGUGGCCAUGUGCUUUAUCAAGCACGAGGCAGAGUUUAACAGGUACAUCCAGUACCUGGUGGGAAGGGUACAGGCUGAGUCUGUUGUUGUCAGCAAAGCUGUCCAGGACUUCUACAAGAGAUACACAGAUGAAUUUGAAACUAAUGAAGAUCCUUCACAGCCACUUAUCCCACCACUGCAGCACUACUUGGAAAAACCCAUAAACAGGAUCCAGCAGUAUCAGACAAUAAUUAAGGAAUUAAUCCGAAACAAAGCAAGAAACAGCCAAAACUGCACCUUGCUGGAACAGGCUUAUGCUGUGGUGUCUGCACUGACCCGGAGGGCAGAGAACAACCUCCACGUCUCGCUGAUUGAGAAUUAUCCAGGGACCCUGGAGAGCCUUGGUGAACCCAUCCGGCAGGGCCACUUCAUUGUGUGGGAAGGAGCUCCAGGAGCUAGAAUGGCAUGGAAAGGACACAAAAGACACGUUUUCCUCUUCAAAAAUUACCUUGUGAUCUGCAAACCAAAGCGAGACACAAAGACAGACACCUACAGUUACAUCUUCAAGAACAUCAUGAAGUUGAACAACAUAGAUGUGAACGACCUGGUGGAAGGGGACGACCGGGCGUUCGAGAUCUGGCAUGAGCGGGAGGACCUGGUCCGCAAGUACCUGCUCCAGGCACGGACCGUGAACAUCAAGAACUCCUGGGUGAAGGAGAUCUGUGGAAUACAGCAGCGGAUCAGCGAGCCCAUCUGGAUACCUCCAGACUUCGAGGAAGAACUGGCGGAUUGCACGGCUGAGCUGGGAGAGACAGUCAAGCUGGCCUGUAAAGUGGUGGGAGCUCCCAAACCAUCCAUCAGCUGGUACAAAGAUGGAAAGCCAGUGGAGGUGGAUCCCCAUCACAUUAUAAUAGAAGAUCCCGAUGGUUCCUGCACGUUGAUCUUGGACAACCUGACAGGUGUUGACACAGGACAAUACAUGUGCUUUGCUUCCAGUCCUGCUGGAAAUGCCAGUACCUUGGGAAAGAUCCUUGUUCAAGUGCCACCAAGAUUUGUGAACAAGGUCAGAAAUGCUUAUUUUGUGGAGGGUGAAGAUGCCCAGUUCACCUGUACUGUGGAAGGAGCACCAAGGCCUCAAAUCAGAUGGUACAAAGAUGGGGUGCUGAUAAAGGACACAAGUAAAUACCAGGCUUUCAGUGAACCACGGAGUGGCAUCGUGGUCCUGGUGGUCAAGAACCCUUCCAAUGAAGACAUGGGACACUAUGAAUGUGAGCUGAUGAACAGAUUAGGGUCUGCAAAAAGUGGAGCAGAGCUUUACCACCACAGUGCUGCAGCCCUGACCCAGGAGAGGAGAGGAGACCAAGCCAUCACCAUCGAAGGAAUGACUCCCCUACAGCCAAGGAUGGAGACUUCUGUCCAGGCCUCGCUCCAACGCGCUGACAAGGAGAUCAAGACAGCCCUGAGGACACUCAUGGACUCGGCAUCGAUGCUGGUGACUCUUCCCCUGGGCAUGAGAGGAGAAGGUGGUCUUGGCCUUCCUGGGUCUGUUCCUCCAAACCUCUCAGAAACAGCAGCUGGGCCCCCUGUGCUGGUUCAUGAAGCCAGCACCCAAACCCAGGCUCCUGGAGGCCAUGACAAAGCACAGAGUCAGGUUUCAGCUGAAGAACCAAGUGUGCCAAAGCCCAGCCCUGGUCCUUCCCAGGAAGACACAGCUGCUGGAGACGGAAGCGCUCGGGAACGCACCGUUCCCAUCGACAGAACCUCACCAGAGGCAGGGGCAGGAGGCUGGUACAGGAGAGAAAGAGAUGUGGUCUGGGAUGUGCACAGUGAAGUUUAUAUUGAGACCACGGAAAGAACACGUGUGUAUAAGACUGAGGAGAAGACCCCAACAAGUCCUCCCUACAUGCAAGUGACAAUAGAGGAUGUGCAGGUGAACUCUGGGGAACGUGCCAAAUUUCAGGCAGUCAUCGAGGGAACCCCUCCACCCACCGUGCUGUGGUUUAAGGGCACUUCGUUGCUGACAGACAGUGACAGAGUCCACCAGGGGAAGGAAGGGACAACGUAUUUCUUAGAGGUGGACGAUGCUGCCUUGGAAGAUGGUGGUGUUUAUACCUGUGUUGCCAAAAAUGCAGGAGGGGAGGUUUUGUGCAAAGCAGAGCUCGUUGUACGUGAAGCUAAGAAAGACCAAGAAGGAAAGAAAGUGGCCACCAGGAGAAAGCUCCAUGCCCAUUAUGAGGUGAAGCAGGAAAUUGGAAGGGGCUGCUUCAGCUUCGUGAAACGGGUUGUGCACAAAGGGAACAGAGUGUCCUGUGCUGCCAAGUUCAUCCCUCUGCGAAGCAAAACCAAGUCUCGAGCCCACCAAGAGAGGGACAUUCUCGCCUCCCUGUCCCACGACAGAAUUACCCGGCUCCUGGAUGAGUUUGAAACGAGGAAAACACUGAUUUUGGUUCUGGAGUUAUGCUCCAGUGAAGAGCUCCUGGACCGUUUGUUCAAGAAGAGUGUGGUCACUGAAGCUGAGGUCAAAUUGUAUAUCAAGCAAAUUUUGGAAGGACUCAAAUAUCUUCACGACAACAACAUCCUUCACUUGGACAUCAAGCCACUGAAUAUCCUCAUGGUUUACCCUGAGAGGGAAGACCUGAAGAUCUGUGACUUUGGGUUUGCUCAGAAGAUCACCCCCUUUGAGCCUCAGUACAGCAAAUACGGCUCUCCGGAGUUUGUUGCCCCAGAAAUCGUUUCUCUGUCACCGGUGUCAAAAGCCACUGAUAUCUGGGCUGUUGGAGUCAUCACGUAUUUAAGCCUCACGUGCAAGUCUCCGUUUGCUGGGGAGAACGACAGGAAAACCCUCCUGAACAUCCAGAGUGGGGAGAUUUCAUGGACCAUUCCUGACGUUGUUCACUUGAGUGAAGAUGCAAAGGACUUCAUGAAAGGGAUCCUGCAGCAGAACCCCAAAGCCAGGCCUAGUGCUUUGGACUGUCUGUCCCACAAGUGGUUCAUGCACAAUGUCCCCCUUGAAGCAGCUCAUUUCAUUAAUACCAAGCAGCUCAAAUUCAUUGUGGCUCGGAGCAAGUGGCAGCGGUCUCUGAUGUGCUACAAAUCCAUCCUGGUAAUGAGGUCUAUCCCAGAAAUCCUGGAAAGGACCCACGACAACACCUCCCUGGCCAUCUCUCGACACCUCAUCGAGGAAAGCACUUCAUCCAGUACCAGUGGCUCCUCUUCAGACAACGAGAACUCGAAUUUCCCCAAGAAGAGGCACUUUGGUUCCACCCCCGAGCUGCACUUGCCCGUGUUUGAAGCACCAAGUUAUCAGGAGCCUCCAAAACGUUCAAGUGAGCAGAAGCACUCCAAGACACCAGUCCCUCCAGUAAAACCCAUGAGGAGGAAAUAUGCUUCCAUGAAAGCUGAGAUGGGGGACAAAUCACCCACAGAAAGCAAAGAGUUCAUGGCAAGUGUCUUCCAGGAGAAGGAGGAAGGGCUCCAUCCCAGUGUUCGAGAUGAAAGAGCAGAGCCAUCCCAAAGGAGCAGUGCUGCUGAGCCUUCAUCCGUGAGGGCUUCCACAGAAAGCACAUCACAUCCAGGUCAGAAAGGAAAACCAGGCAUGUCUUUAGCUGAUAAGGAGAGAAUUGAAAAGGCUGGGGAUGGCACAGAAAUGCCAUCUGCCUUUGUGCCCAGGCAGAGCGUCAUCAAAAGCACUUUCUACAGCCAAGCAACAGAGCUCCCUGCAAGGCCGCCUUCCUCACCAGGCAGGGAGUUCAGGAGGCACCUGGACAGAGCCAGGAGGACUUUCCGGAAAGGUGGAUAUUCGAAGGUGCCCCUCAGUGGUCUCCGUGAGCCCCUCCUGGAGCAGUUUGAGCUGGAAGAGGAAGAGGAAGGAGACGAUCGCAGGGAAAGCCUGCUGGGAUCCUUGACCAAAUCAGCGUCGUUUGACACUGCCAGGAAACCACCACAUCCUGCCAUUGCUGGUGCCAGCAGGAGCCGUUCCCUGGAUGACUACAGGCUGAGAGCCUCGAGGUCACUGAGGGAACAAGAUAUUUUGGAAGAAGACUGUGAUGUCUUGUCCCAGGAGAGCUGCCCUGAAGGCAGUGACCACUGUGACAUUUCUGCAGGGCCUGGCAAGGGAUGUUCUGUAGACACAUCAAAGCAGGAGGAAGUCAGGAGAGCCAGCAAGGAUUGUUCAGGAGAGAAGCCCUCUCCUUCCACACAUUGUGAGGGUAAUGAGUGCCCAGCUGCUUUUAUGCAACAGGCUGAGGGACUUCCAGUGUCACCUCACAGGAGUGAAAAUAGGAAACCUUUACUGAAGAAGUCAAAAGCUACUGAGAUUGAGGAGGAUGUCGAAGAUUUGGAAGGCAAAAGCCCCAUUCUGACUGCCCAGUGCUCAGACAUAACUGCAUCAGCAGCCCAAAAACAUGAGAGCCUGGAAGGUAAAUCUGCUUUUCAGGAGGGCAAAGAGUCCAUUCCAACCCUGUCACAGUCAGAGGCCACCUCUGAGUCAUCUCCCACGAGUAAAGGAGGUGUGUGUCUGCCCCAGCAGUCAGCUCACAGCACUGACAUCCACCCGGAUCAAAAAGGUGGAACGUUGCUGAUCAAAAGGACGGCCCCAGUUCCACCUUGGAAGGACAAAAGGCAGAAACAUUCAGGUGAAAAGACCUCUGCUCACGGUGUUGCUGAGUCUGAACUCAUGGAGCAUGAAAGCUCUGCUGUUCCAGCAGAACAGACAGAGACCGAUUCAUUUCCAGUACGUAAAGACAAAAGUCGGGAACUUCCCGGGGAAAGUGUUCCAGCAGCUCCUGUCUCUCUGGGCAAGCAGCCAGGUGCCCUCACAGCUGGUGAAGGGGCUCCUCAGAAGGUGAAGACCCGCAAAGAGGUGAGAUCUGCUGUCCUGGAGGAGGAAGGGCUGGGUGUGACAGGAGUCACUCCACCAUCAGCCCAUGCUGGUGAAAGCCAAGCUCACAGAAAGGCUCCUGCUCAUGGAUUCACAGCAUCAGCCAGCCUGAAAGGAGAGCACCUUGCUGUUCCCAAAGUCGCAUCACCACAGCCAGUGCCGACUGCGGUCUCUGGUGGAGCACAGGCUGAAAGGGAAGGGCCAGCUUACAGCAAGGAGAGGUUUACUGCCCUGAGGAGCGAAAGCUCUGCGGUCACAGAGGUUGUUCCCAGCUUGACCCAUGAAGGAGCCAAACCCCAGAAGGUUCCUGAAGGCCAUGGUGUUCCAGAGAGCAGACACACAGCGGGAACGGUGUCCUCCCAAAGCACUGCUCUCCCUUCGGUCUGCCAGAGGGAAAAACAGGAACAUCCAGCCCUUCACAGCGAGGUGACAUCUGCUGUGACACCAAGUGGAAGCUCAGCAACUGUGCAGACCACAGCUGCUCCUUUCCCCAAGGCUGGACAUCGGGUGCUGGAGCAGCACAGGGCUGCCGGUCCCAGUGCUGGGAUUUCUGAUGAUCUGGGGGGUGCCUUAACUGCUGCACAACCAGAAGGUGCUCCAGCUUCAGCCUAUGAAGUAGAAUAUGAGGAACAUCCAAAGGUCCAUGGUGAGGGUGGAGGCGUUGCCUUAGAAAGUGGAAGAUCUGAUGGUGGGAAAGCUGUCCCAGCGUCGCUCCGCAGGGAUCGCCGUCAGGAGCAAUCACAUCACAGGUCUUCCUUCUACAGUGAUGAGGAGUCUGCUGUGCUGGAGGGCUUAGUGGACGAGAUGGUUUCCCUCUCUGAAGAGAUGAAUGUUUGGGCAGAGUCAGUUUCUGGAGAGAAGGAGAGCAGAAAGCACAUCUCUCCUCCCACACAGGUGUUCUACAAAGGCCCAGGUAGCCAAGCACCCAGGGACACCUCCUCCCCUUCUGUAAAACAGGGUGAAAGAGGGGAAGCCUCUGAACAGGAUGACCUUGAAGAACCCUACCUUGCUGUGAGUGAGGAGUCAGAGGCACUGGAAGGGCAGGGAGCACAGACAGUUCCUCGUGAAUGUGAACACCUGGAGGACGUGGCGUUUGAGAGCCCAACUUCCAGCCGAGCCAGCGUUUCCUCAACAGAGAGCUUGGACACCGGGAAAAGACCCAGCUGGGUGUCAGUGAUAAAGGACACCGGGAAACACCCAGAAGUGUCUUUGGUGAAAAUCAAAGACCUGUCAGAUGAAACCCCCAGUACUGGCAGCGGCCCUCAAAAAUUUGACAUCUCAGAGGUGGAACCUGCCUACUUGAACUUCUCUGACUUGUAUGACAUCGUCUAUUUUCCGUUUGAAUUUCUGAGCUACAAGAAGCCUUCGCCCAAGCCAGUUCGUAGACGGUUUAUUCCUCUCGGUGAAAGGGCAAGGUCCCCUCCUGCAGGGCAUCUGCAUAAGGAGAAGAGGCUGUGCAUCAGGGAGCAGGCAGAGGACAAGAACAGGAAGAACCAUUUGGAAAUAUCUGAGGAUUCAAAGGCAACUCACUUAGUGGCCAUGGGGAAAGGGCCAGAGAGCCAUAAAGAAAUGUACGGCUCCCAAAAGGACUCCAGUGGGAAGCAGAAAAGCUCCUUCCACACCAAGCCAGGACUCUUUAAGCCAUAUGCAAGGUCUCAUUCAGUGGAGCUGUCAGUGGAGCAGAGUCUGAAGAAGAAAGUAAAAGCUUCUGUUGCCCAUAUUUCAAGAAUCCUAAAAGGAAAGACAUCUCCCGAGCCAGAGGCAGAGGAAGAGUUUGGUGAGCUGGGAAGUGAGGCAACAGAAAAAGAGCUGUUAACAGGGGCUGAAGGAUCUCUGAAGAGGAAAUCAGCACUCUCCUCAUUCAAGUUGCCAAGCCUCAUGCCAAAGGAGAAAGCCCCAUCCUUCACUGAGGAGCUCAUGGACCAGGCUGCUGCCGUGGGACAGUGCGUGACGCUGUCGUGCCGGACGGCAGCUCACUCCUCCCUGCACAUCAACUGGUUCAGAGACGGGAUCCCUGUCCAGAGCAGCAGCCGGAUCCUCAUCUCAUCCACCCUCAAACACUUCCAGCUCCUAACUAUUCUCUCUGUUAAUCCUGAGGAUUUUGGUAUUUACACCUGUGUGGCCACAAACUCCCUGGGCUCAGCAUCCACCUCUUGUGUCAUAAGAAAAGCAGAGGUUCCUCCCAGCCCUCCACCCCCUGACAUGGUGGAAGUCUACAAGGAUGGAGUGCAGGUGGUCUGGAAACCUGUGGAGACCAACACCCCUGUCCAUUACACCAUCCAGUGCAAGAGUGAAGAUGGGGAGUGGACAACUCUGGCUUCUGACCUCGCCGACUGCUGCUACUAUGCCAAAAAUCUGCCCAAGGGGUUUAUCUACCACUUCAGGAUUGCCUGCACCAGCAAAGCAGGAAUGGGCCCCUACAGCGACCCUUCUGCCAGUGUGAAAAUCACCGGGGAGGAUCCAAUGGAGCUUCGUGCUGCAACACAGGACAUCCCAGCACCUGCUGCUGAGGAAGAGAGUGAAAUAAUCACACCAUCCGAGCCCUUCCCAACCUAUCAGACCUACGCCUUCCAAACAGAAAUCAAAAGGGGGCGAUUCAGCAUCGUCCGACAGUGCAGGGAGAAAGUGAGUGGCAAGACCUUGGCUGCAAAAAUCAUCCCUUACUGGCAAGAGGACAAGCAGACUGUGCUCCUGGAGUACCAGGUCCUGAGGAAGCUCCACCACACAAACAUAGCCCAGCUGAAGGGAGCCUAUGUCAGCCCACGGCACUUGGUGUUGAUCCAGGAGGUGUGUGUGGGACCAGAGCUGCUCCACUCCUUGGCACUACGGACAUCGUACUCGGAAGUGGAGGUCCGGGACUACCUGUGGCAGAUCCUCAGUGCCACCGAGUACCUCCAUGCCCACAACAUCCUGCACUUGGAUCUCAGGUCUGAGAACAUGAUCAUCACCGAGCCCAACCUGCUGAAACUCCUGGAUUUUGGGAACGCACAGUUCUACGCACAAGACAAAGUCAUUACCAUGGACAAGUGCAUGGACUAUGUCGAAACCAUGGCUCCAGAACUGCUGACAGAGCAAGGAGCCCUCCCACAGACUGAUAUUUGGUCCAUCGGAAUCACAGCCUUCAUCAUGUUGAGUGCCAACUACCCCGUCAGCUCCGACGUCCCCUGUGAGUUCCUGAGAACCACCAGGAAGGGCAAAGUGAAGCUCACACGGUGCUACGCGGGUCUGUCUGGGGGGGCUGUGUCCUUCCUCCAGAGCACUCUCUGUGCAAACCCCUGGGGAAGACCAUCAGCCUCCGAGUGCCUUCAGAGCCCGUGGCUCCAGGAGACAGGUUUGGACAGCAGGCAGCAAGCACUGGUUACCUUCCCCACCACCAAACUGAGGAAUUUCCUCAUGGAAAGGGAAAAGAAGAGGGGCCUGCUGUGCUCCAAGUACGGCCUCAUGAUUGCACAGUGACGUGGAUGCGACAGGCAGGAACUGCCCCUCUGUCCCUUCUGCACUCAGUGUUUGGUACUAAACCAUCCUGCCAAGCUGGUGUCCAUCAGCUGAGCUGGGGUCACUGCUCCCUGUGUUUGUGCUGGUGUGUCCUGCCUGCCACAGGCUGUUCCUGCGUAUUCUGUGACUUGUUGGGUAACUGGGCCAGCAGAGAGGGAAGGCAGCAAAUGCACCAGUGACCACGGCCUUGUAACAUGCACGUGUUGUCCUUUGGCACUUUGAAGCCAGGCUGCUCUUCCCUGGGGAGUGCACAGGCCCUUCUACCCAGAGAUGUGCCAAAGGCUCCGUGUUUUAAUUCUUUAAAAAAAUCCUGACAUUUCACGUUGUUUCUCCUUCCAACCCUGCUUUCCUCUGCAAUGGGUGGUGUUGGCUGUGUCAUGGCUUUGUACUCAUAACCUCAGUGCUCCUUCGAGUUUCUCUGCAGUGAUUGAUGUAUCUGUUGGUGCCACUGACUUCCUUCGAUUUUCCACACAAGCAGCAUUAAGUGGAGGCUUUCUCAGAGCUGUAUCUGUCUGUGUUUAGAGGAAGGAACACAGAAAACAGUUCCUGAUGCAUUGCAGUUUCAUACUAGAGUUGAGGCUGUUUAACCAGGGAUGGCCUUUCCCAACAUGUUUAACCCCUGUUGUUCCAAACCUGAAGGAUGCAGGUUGUGACUCCUUCCCUUGCUCAGUGUGCAGAGCAGGAGCUGUGACCUGGAACGUUUUCCCUGUGCUGUCUAGAGCAGGCACCGACUCAGCAGGUUGUAAAACUUUGUUGAAGGAGUAUUGUCUUCAUUAAGCUCUGCAGGAGAGAAAACCAGGGGUUUAGGGACAGACUCCACACUCAGCUCUCUCAGGGGAUAGAAGAGUUACACAAGACAGACACCACAAUGAGAGCUGCCCCUCAGUGAACUUUUCAAAUUUAUUCCUGGAUUCCUUCCAAUUUAACUUCUCUCACAAAUCCAGUCAGGUUUUUGUUGGCACAGGCUGGUUUUUUACUCUUGCUGUUGCACUUUGGGAUGGAAAGCUCAGUGCCAGUGGAGAACCCACCCAAGCAUAAAACUUAAUUGCAGAUUAACUCAUUUGGAGCUUUCACACUCUUCCAUAUAUGACUUUUUUUUUUUUUUUUGCUUCUCACAACUGCAUGCAUUUGAGCAUGUCUGAAGUCUUUUAUAGACUCAAUACUGUUUGGUUAAAUAAACCAUUCUGACAAACAAGUAAAGCCAGAUUUUUCUGCUGAA
This is a messenger RNA of Corapipo altera (White-ruffed manakin), 30812 nucleotides long. It is a transcript of the gene OBSCN, whose product is annotated as obscurin, cytoskeletal calmodulin and titin-interacting RhoGEF. The record is from RefSeq and is a predicted model, not a curated record. Bases 221 to 29554 code for a protein of 9777 amino acids. Gene Ontology annotation, biological process: protein phosphorylation. Gene Ontology annotation, molecular function: ATP binding; protein binding; protein kinase activity. Lineage: Eukaryota; Metazoa; Chordata; Aves; Passeriformes; Pipridae. The transcript has 117 exons.